UUAACAGCGGGUUUAAUCUUCUUGACGGUGCAGCGGCUGCAUAGUCACGAACUGUCGCAAGGGGAGGGUUGCGACUAUACUGGCCGAACUUUUCGAGUCCACCAGAAAUUUACGAUGUUAUUAUUGGUGGAAGUUCAUUUGCGCGACUUUGUUAGUUGUUCGAUUUGACAGCUGACUGGCUGAAGCUGUCAGUUUUUCGCAAGAUCCGAGGCAAUCUUUUUCCAGCCUCGGAUCUUCUCGCUAAACCCUCGGGUCUAACAGUCACUGCGGAAUCCUCCCUCACACACACACCCCACAGUCAGAGGUGCCGUCUAGAUCUUGACUCUGCACUGCAUGGCACAAAGGAGUCCACGUUUCGCUGACGGCGGGCGCCUGACUGACCAUGUGGACGUUCUUCUGUAGGUUCCAGCGAGGUGCGAUGGGAUGUGGGGACAUUGGUCCGCUACUCGCAUACCACGCCCGGCGCGCGCCACGAGCGGAGGAGUGGCGUUCACCAGGUGACUGGCUUCUCUGUCCUUGGCGAAAACUUCCAAGGCUACUCCAGCAGUCCCACCGCGUUGUUUUACCCUCCAGCAGUCUCACCGAGACGUCUCACUACUCGAAUAUUAUCACGCGGCUACCUAGGCUACUGGCAGAGUAGUGCUCUAACAGUCACUACACCGCGCUGCGUUGCUCUCCGGACUAGACACUGACAUUGGAAAGUCAGAUUUCAGGUUGAAACCCUCGGAGCUUCCGCUCUAGGGCGAAACGACAUUUCGUGAUCUGACAUUUGACGAAAUCUGACCAACGUUGGAUAGCAUCUGAAAACGUCCGACAAAUUUUCACUGACAUCAGACAACAUCUGACGGGAUUUCACUGACAUCUGAUAACAUCUGGCACCUGACUAGCCUUUGACAACAGGUGACAGCAUCACAUAAUCUGACGACAUCUGACUCUUUUGUUUAGUUAACAUUGUUGUACAAAAUGUGAGUGUGCAAACUCAUACAUUAGACCUAGUCUUAUCAUGUUUUGAGGAAUUUCCAAAGCGCGGGUGCAUAGUCUCUACCUCUCCUUUGGCGAUGACGACGCAACUUUCGUCGUGUGCAAGAACCGUCAGUUUGGGAGCCGCCAGGAGGAGCCCUCUCGGUUUUGCUCGGUUCAAAAAGUUGAGACAGAGCACGAGUGCGACGCAGAGUACGGGUGCACGGAGACAGCAUGUGACUUCGGAGACGUCUCAGAAAACGGGGCCACGGAUUCAGCGUAUGACGGAGGCAUGGAGACAGCAUGUGACUCCUGAGACGCCUCAAAAGGCGAGGCCAUGGCGGCAGCAUGUGGUCACAUUGUGCCUCGUGCUCGUCCUCGCCAUCUCGCUCCCUUCCCCGCUCCUUGCAUCCGCCUCCCCUCUCGCCCCGUAUCUCGACGUCUCCUUCUCUGACGCCCUCUGUGGCUCCUGGGCGUCUGACUACUCCGCCCUGCACUCCCGCAUCCGCCAGGCUGCCCGCGCUAACGCCCCCAUCCUCACACAAACUGCUGCUGCUGCCGCUAAUGCUGCUGCUGCUGCAGAAGCUGCAGCCACCGCAGCGGCUGCAGCCGCAGCACCACAACCACCACCGCCGCCGCCGCUGCCGCCACCACCCCCACCACCAUCACCACCACCACCGCCGCCACCGCAACCGCCAUCACCACCACCACCAUCACCCCCCCCACCACCACCACCCCCACCGCCGCCAAACCCUCCGUUCUCCCCCCCUCCUCCCCCCCCCCCGCCUCCUCCAUUCCCCCCUCCUCCAUCCCCCCCUCCGCCCUCUCCCCCUCCUCCCUCCCCUCCCCCUCCCUCUCCCCCACCCCCAUCCCCCCCUCCCCCGUCCCCUCCUCCCCCAAUCUCCUACCCCCAGCCCCCCCUUGACCCCUCUAUACGCUUCCUCACCUACGAGUGGUUAGACGAACCAGGGGGCCUAGGGGACUAUCUCACCGGUCUCGCCACCACGUUUGCCUGCGCGCUUCUCACGCGCCGAGCCUUCAUUGUCCGACACCCGUUCCUGCCGCUCGCAUUCGCGCCGAACCUCGUCGAUUGGUCCUUCUCUCCGGACGUACCCGUGGAGCCGGCUCGGAGGAUCCCAGUGAGGAAAGGAGUGCUGGAAGGGGGGUGGGGAGGAGGGGGAGGUGAGGGGAGGAGCGUGGGGGAGGAGGGGAGCACAAGAAGGGAGGUGGUGCAGGAAGGGGAGGUGGUGGUGGUGGAUCUGAGAAACCAGUUUGUGGAGCCGGAAGACUUCUUUGGGCUCUUAGAUAAGGCGAUGAACGUGAGAGUGACAUGGAACAGAGGCCUUCUCACGUACUGGCUCGCACAGGCUGUUGGGAAGAAAUGGAGUGAGCACCUAAAGGGCAUGGGCAUGCGACCACCCUACGCCUUUGGCUGCAUCCUCCGCUUCCUUCUCACGCCGCAACCCGAGGUCAUUUCAAAGGUCGAGGACAUGUACCACCGCUUGUUCUCGCCUUUCUCCUCCUUCCCUCCGUCCCCAUUUCCCCUGGGGGGUCCCAUGUUUUCCUACGGGCUCUCAAGCGCCCCCCACGGCUCCUCGAGCCAUGGUAGGGUGGCGGCGAUGGGGAUCCACAUUAGAGCCAACGACACGUUUGUGUGGCAGGGGCGGUGGGGGUUUGGAGAGCCCAAGGUGCUGAACGACACUGAGAGGAGCAUGCUCAUGGCGUGGGCUGAAGACUACCUCGCAUGUGCAGAGAAACUGGAGGCAUGGUGGAUGCCCCCUCCGACCACGGUUCGCUGGCUCGUCAUCAGCAACUCUCAGGAUCUCAAGACAGCUCUCAGGCUCAAAUAUCCUCACAAGGUGGUUGUCUCGGACAUUGUCCCACUACAUGCCAACACGCUAACAUCCUUCCCAAAUCCGCCAACCGCUGAUAAUGAUCCUGCAUUGUCCACUGCUGCAGCACAGGCUACUCACGAUAGAGGAGCUUCUGCAUACAUAAAUAUUGUCGCAGAAUGGCUCCUUCUAGCAUCUACUGAUGCUCUGGUUUUGUCGAAGUCUGGAUUUUCUAAUACUGCAGCGUUCUUCUCAUAUCGCCUAACUGCUGUUCAUGUCCCAAGUCAAUGCAACCCUGAGGCCCCUGUGGAAACGCGUAGUUUAGGACGAAUUUGGAGCGGAGUCUGAUGCCCCAUAACCUACUGCACCUUGUGGAUUUGGAUUGUGUUGUUGCGCAUCCUUUUACCCAUACCAAGGCUACUCUUGCUUUUGCUCACUGUUCGUCAUUCCAGCG
Messenger RNA from Closterium sp. NIES-67, 3246 nucleotides. The record is from the annotation of a GenBank genome assembly. NCBI's taxonomy places the organism in Eukaryota, Viridiplantae, Streptophyta, Zygnematophyceae, Desmidiales, Closteriaceae.